This is a messenger RNA of Pangasianodon hypophthalmus (striped catfish), 1929 nucleotides long. RefSeq lists its product as uncharacterized. Bases 5 to 433 code for a protein of 142 amino acids. Lineage: Eukaryota; Metazoa; Chordata; Actinopteri; Siluriformes; Pangasiidae. The record is from RefSeq and is a predicted model, not a curated record. The transcript is spliced from 5 exons.
UUACAUGCUCGCAGGGUGCAGUAAUUCAGAGGCACAGUGUGGAGGCUGCUACACACAUACAGACUCCAGGAAGAGCAACAUGCUCAGAUUACUUCAUCACUGCUUGCUAGCUGUGUGCUUGGCAGGGUCCUUGAUGCUCCUGCCACUCUGCUGUGCUGGAUUUAAGCUCAUCUCUGAGUAUGAAUAUGAUUCUACUCCUUUACCAGAUUACGACUACAAUGCCACAUUUGACUACACUUUCUUCAGCAACAGCAGCACUGAAGACCUGGAGAUAUUUUUUAGGGAAAAGGAAUCUGAAGAUGGAUUGGAUAUAAGCCCAACAGAUACUGAAUCCACGGUGUCCACUUACCCGAGCAAGGCCUUUAGGACAGUAUAUCCAAGCCUACUGCUCGUGCUGAUCCUGGCUGCUCAUCAGCUGCUCAGACUCCUAUAGGACACACACUGCACCUCGCAGGACACCAUCAUACACAAACGCAUGAGGACUCAAGGGAAAGACAGAGAUGGACAAACAACAAAGGAGGACCAGAGACUUGGCAAACUGAGACUGAGGAAGAGAGGCACACAGACUUAAUCAAACGAGCCAACCUCUCACGUCAGAGGAGCAGCUAUAACUCGUUCUAGACUUCCACUGUUGUAAUGAUGCAAACAGGAGACACCACAAAACCCCAUCUCCAUUACAAAGCCAGAACAUACUCAAACUAGACACAGAGGAUGUGUAAGACACACAGCCUAAUUGAAUGGACUACUGGAAAGACAAAUUUAGCCUAAUCAAGCAAAAGGGACUUUUGAUAACUUUUAAACUGUGCCUUAUAAUAGUAGGGACAAAAAGCCUUGGCUAAACAGCCAUAGAAAAAUAAAGACCUUAUGGAUUUAUGAAUGUAAAAAAAUGAAUGUUAGCUAUGAAUGAAUUUUUGGUGCAAUUUUAAGGGACAUUUAUAAUAAUAGUAUAUAGUAUAUCCUAUUUUAAUAAGCAAAAUGCUGCAAAGACUGAAACUAGCAUCAAUGCUCCAGUGUGUGUGUCUGUGUGUGCACAUGUGUUGCCUCCACAUUUUACAUCAUUUUACAUCAGAUCAUUAUGCACACAGCAACAAGUCCUCAGAAUCCAGUCUGUUUCUCACAGGCCACCUCACAUAUGAAAAUAUUAACAGUGCACAAAUUAUUUUCUCAAAUUAUAUUUGAUACCAGCUUAAAACCAUUUAGCAGUUAGGACUGCUUCACUGAAAAAUGCAUUACUACACUAUAUCAUAUAUGACUCCUUUAUACCAGUUCAUUAAACUGACUCCGAUUUUAUUACUUUAGAAAUGUGGACACACUGUGAAUGUCGGAGCAAAAAGUACAAAUCCUGACGAGUCUUUACACAAUGCAUGGCGUACACACAGGCACUUUCCUAAGCAAAUGCACUUCUUUCAUUAGCGCCACUUUCUUAGAGCUCCUGGGUGGAUAUGCCCUUAUGUAAAAAUCACAUACUUUUCACACAUGACCAUGUAUCAUUUUUCCCACGUGAGUAACGUGAUCACACGUGAAAAACAUCAUGCAUUUCACAUAUGCCCUGAAAUUGCACACGUGAACUCAAGUACAUUACCUAAUGUGAAUUUAAAAAAUCACAUACGAAAAUAAAUGAAUCAUUUGUAAAACAACAACAAACAAACAAACAAAAAAAAAUCCCUCACAUGUGAAAACAAACGAAUCUUUAUGAAAACAAACAAGCAAAAAAAAUCACAUAACAUUCCACAAAAAAUAUAAACAAAACAAAACAACAUCAGCAACAACAAAACAAUCACAUGUGUAUGAAUUAAUGUGGAGUUUGUGUGAUUUCUGUAAGGGUAAUGCUAUAAGUGUUAUGAUUUAUAUACUAAAAUUUGCAUUCAUGUUUUAUAAACUUGGCACAAAAUUUCCACUCAACAAUAAAUUAGUAUUUAUUUUUUGUGA